Glycine soja is the source of this 804-nucleotide messenger RNA. RefSeq lists its product as uncharacterized. The transcript has a single exon. Lineage: Eukaryota; Viridiplantae; Streptophyta; Magnoliopsida; Fabales; Fabaceae. The record is from RefSeq and is a predicted model, not a curated record. Bases 1 to 804 code for a protein of 267 amino acids.
AUGAAAAGCAGGUUCCUUAGAAAAUUGAAACACAUUCCAACCAUUACCAACUUGAAACAAGGUCCAGCCCUUCAGCUCAAUCCACCAGUCUAUGAUGAUCAAGAUCACAAGCCCCACAACCUGGCUGAACUAGAGAUUGGCCUCAAUGGAAGUGAAGAUGAUAAGCAUUAUGAGUUAAAAGAAAUGCGAUUUGAAGCCACACCCACCAAAGGUUCCAAAGAGAAAGAGCUUGUUGAGAAAAACUUAUUAGUGGUUUCUAGUCCUAGUAAAAGCAUGCAUCAACAAAUUCAAGUCAAAGAGUACCCAUCUCUAACAGAUUUUGAAGAGAUACAUCCACCAGGUGGAAGCCAAGCAGUGAUUCUCUACACCACAAGCUUGAGAGGCAUAAGAAAAACAUUUCAGGACUGCAACACGGUACGCUUUUUGAUGAGAAGCUUCAAGAUAACAUACCAUGAGAGGGAUGUUUCUCUACACUUGGAGUAUAGAGAGGAAUUGUGGAAGAUCUUGGGUUGCAAAGUGAUCCCUCCAAGGCUUUUCAUUAAAGGGAGGUACAUUGGAGGAGCUGAUGAAGUUGUAGGAUUGCAUGAGAUGGGGUGGCUUGGAAAGCUUUUGGAAGGAACACCAAUGGACUUUGCUGAUGGUCCUUGCAAAGGUUGUGCCUGCAUGAGGUUUUCCAUUUGUUCCAAUUGUAAUGGUAGUUGCAAAGUGUUCACCACCAAUGGUGACAACAAGAAUGAAUGCUUCAUCAGGUGUCCUGAAUGCAAUGAGAAUGGACUUGUCAAAUGCACCAUUUGCUGCUACUAG